Mitosporidium daphniae is the source of this 1383-nucleotide messenger RNA. RefSeq lists its product as uncharacterized. The record is from RefSeq and is a predicted model, not a curated record. Gene Ontology annotation, cellular component: preribosome, small subunit precursor; cytoplasm; nucleolus. The coding region runs from base 1 to 1383 and encodes 460 amino acids. Gene Ontology annotation, biological process: rRNA processing. Gene Ontology annotation, molecular function: snoRNA binding. The transcript has a single exon. Lineage: Eukaryota; Fungi; Microsporidia.
AUGCAUUCGAGCCAAAAGAGGUCCAACCUCAUCCCCGCUUGCCAUGCUGAGUCGCUAGAAUUACAGAUGAUCAGAGACGUACAGGUAUUGCCGCCCCCUUCCGCCUCAAAACCCCAGAGCUUUAGAAAAAAGAAUCGCAACCAAUUGGCUCCUGCCGUGGUUUGUUCGCCUCAAAAUGACGACGACGACGACGACGACGACCCAAAUGAAGGCAAUUCAGAUCUUGACCAUGCCGAAGAGCUUCAAGAAAGUUCUAUCGAUUUUUUAAAAGACAAAAUGACAAAACGGCUCUAUUCAAAAGUCUUAUCGCAGCAAAAGGAACUGGAGCACGAGGUUUCGCAAGAAACUUCCCUUGGCGGCUCUGAUGACAGUGAAGAAUCAUAUGUAGACGAAGAGUCGGAUUACGAACCAAACGAGGCUCUUCUAGACGAACUAGAUGCCUUGUAUGCAGAUGCCAAUGAUGAAGACACGCAAUUUGAUCAUGGAGACCGUGAGCUGUUCGAAAAAUGGAUCCGCCCGUCCGCAGACUCUGGUGAAGGUGUUCCUCUUACCCUUGCUGAGAUUAUUCUUAAAAAGCUGGAUCAGUCAAAGGAGCAAUCGGAACCCCGCGUUUCCACUGCGCAAUCCCAGGCGCCAUUGGUUUUUCCCGAAAGAGUUGUGCAAGUGUACCAAAAAUUAGGGCUUUUGCUGUCGCGUUAUAAAUCGGGAAAGUUGCCCAAGGCCUUUAAGGUACUUCCUGCCCUUUCAAAUUGGCCCGAUAUUUUGGUACUCACCAAUCCAGAAAAGUGGACACCACAUGCCGUUUAUCAAGCCGCAAGGCUCUUUGCCUCCUCUUUAAAGCCAUUGCAAGCGCAGCUCUUUUAUGAAAGCGUGCUUUUGCCGCACGUACGGAACAAUAUUUCGGAACAAAAAAAACUCAAUGUUUAUCUAUACGAUGCCCUGAAAAAGGCCAUCUACAAGCCAUCGGCUUUCUAUAAAGGAAUUAUUCUCCCUCUUUGUGCUUCUGGGGACUGCUCCCUUCGAGAAGCAGUGAUUGUUUCCUCGGUGCUCGUUAAACAAUCCAUUCCCGUCCUGCAUUCUGCAGCAUGCUUGCUAAAGCUUACUGAGAUAGAAUAUUCGGGGUGUGUCUCCAUCUUUAUCAGAACCUUGCUGGAUAAAAAAUAUUCUCUCCCCCAGCGGGUUGUCACCGCUUUGGUGGGGCAUUUUACUUCGUUCCUCGACGAUCCAAGGCCAUGUUACCUUUUGUGGCAUCAGUGUUUGCUUGUUUUUGUGCAAAGGUACCGAAAAGCGCUGCCUGGACAAGAAAAGGAAGAGCUCAGAAGGCUAUGUGCUUCCAAAAGGCACGAUCAUGUCACGCCAGAAGUGCUACGAGAACUCCAGUAA